AUGUAUCGGCUAUGGUGGCUGACUUCAUUCGUCCAAGUUGUUCUUUCACCAGUUGUGCCAGAUCAACCAGCGGACAACGUACAGGGAUUUGCUCCGGCUCCACUUGAACCUCAUCCCUUCCAUGGGUUGCAACCGAUUGCCGCCACUGACGAAUGUAAACAGGAUGUGGAAUUCUAUUGCUCCCGGCAUACCAGCUCCGAUUGGUCCACCAUUGAAUGCUUGCAGAAGGAUGAGAAAACGCUUAAUGAAGUUAGCGAUAGGUGCCAAAAUCUCAUCUGGCAGCGGAAGCAUAUCCUAACACAGAAAGGUUCAUUCGAAAAAGAUCUGCACCCAAAAUGUCUCGCGGAGUUCAACAAUAUAUCCGAAUGUCGCGAAUUGAACGAAUCUGCGUUUUACGUUCCUUGCCUAGUCGAGCACAAACCACAGAUUAAACAGAAACUCUGUGUGUCCUAUCUCAAUCGAGCAGCUGCAUUUAUUUUCGCCGAUUACCGCCUUUUGUAUCAUUUCAUCAACUCGUGUGGUGAUGAUAUCCUUCGCUUUGAAUGCGGUCGCAUUGACAUCGGACCGUCUUCACCACAGACAGAGCUGGAACAUCUCGCAGUGAAGAGCCAAGGCAAGACCAUCCACUGUCUUAGGGCUCGUGUUGAAAAACUACAAAAGCAAUGCCGUAUGCAAAUAUUUCGUAUUGCGGAGCUGCAAGCGGACGACUAUCAUCUAGACAGACCUCUGUACUAUGCAUGCAGAGAGGAUCGAGAACGAUUUUGUCACUCGGUGGAAGCUGGAGAUGGUCUCGUCUACGCUUGUUUGAAAGAAAACAAAUACAACCCGCAUAUGUCCGCCGGCUGUCGGAAAAGAAUCAGUGAACGACAACAGCUGGUUGCUUUCGACGCUUUCGUUGAUUAUCGGUUAACGAAGGCUUGUGCAUCUGAUAUCAAAUCGGCCAAUUGCCAACCGAGCGGACAGCAGCAUCCUGACUUGGGUGCAUCACAAAUUAUGCUCUGUCUUGAGGCGGUUGAAAAACCACAGUUUGAACGCAUUGACACGGUGUCCCGGCUUCAACCUGAAUGCCGAGGUGAAUUACUCAAGCUGAGGCGAGAGAUGCUGGAUGAUUAUCGACUUUCCCCAGAUCUGCUUCUCCAUUGCAAUUCGACAAUUGAGCAGUAUUGCGCAUCGAAAAAACACGGUCGUGGCGCUGUGCUCCAUUGCUUACUUCACACUAUGCGAAGUUACUCCAUCAAUCGCCCUCCAAUAGAAUGCGAACGUGCCAUUCAUUCUGUUCUCAAAGCUACCAACGUGGAAGAGAAUGUCAUUCUGGACCCAGUCAUCGACCGUGCGUGUCGUCCGAUGCUGACCACCAAAUGCGCCGGCUUGGAGGACAAGGGGCAUGGAGCUCUGUUCGAGUGUCUGUCUGCCAAUCCGUCUCAUCCCAGUAUGACCAACGCGUGCCGCAAACACAUUCUCGAGUUAUUCUACUUUGUCUCUCGUGAUGUGACUCUUGAUGAUCAUCUACACAGGGCUUGCGCUGAUGACAGCAUCCGGUUGUGUAAUUUACCCCGUAUAACAUGGAAGAACUACGAGAGACCGGACGCACAUCUGUUGACAUGCUUGUACAACCACCGGCGCCCUUCGCUCGAUGGCCGUGCUCCACCGACGAUUAAUAUGUCCAACAUGAUCUCACGGAGCUGUCAAGUCGAAGUACUACGCGUGGUACAUCUUCGUGCUGCCAGCGUUUCUCUGGAUCCCCGCGUAUUCGAAGUGUGCCUGGCAGAUUUGGCAUCUUGUGAUGACGAGGAUCUCGAGUAUGACGAUUCCGGGGAGGAUGAUGAUGAAGAUGACGAAGAGGAGGAAGACUACCCGGAGGACUCCGAGUUCGAUUUCGGAAAACUUCGUCGACUUCCAUCAAGGCGAAAAGGUCAUGCAAGGGUUCAACGCAAGGGCAGUAGUGGCUUGGCCUGUCUACAAGAUCAUCUUGAUACAUUGCAGCCUCCUUGUUACGCGGCCGUCGUCGAAGUCAGUGCGGAAGCACAAGAGGAUCCGAGUCUUGACAGGCUGAUGGCUGAGGCAUGUCAACCAGCACAGGCAAAGCUCUGCCCCGACUCCAAUCACCCAGAGAACGUACUUCAGUGUCUCAUACACCACAAGAACCACCCGAACAUGGACAGUGCUUGUCGUGCUGCUGUAGAGCACAUGCAAAUUGUUGCUCUCAAGAACAUCCGUAUCUCAACACAUUUCCACCGUAGUUGCCAGUCGGAUGCUCAGAAAUAUUGCGCUUCCGAAAUUUCCCGUGGCACCUCAGCUGUCGUGGUGUGUUUAAGUGCGCAGUUGACCGCCUAUCGCAUACUUGGUGCUUCGAACUCCGACGCCGAGGUGCCAGGAUCAAAUCCACUGACUCCACCGCUAUCCGCUGCAUGUCACGAGGAGCUUGUCAAUCAGCUGUACGCACGUAGCGAGUCCAUCCGGUUGGACCCAGAGUUGGCUGAGGCUUGCGACUCGGAUCGUAAACAGUUUUGUGCACACAUAGCAGAAGGCGAUGCCAGGAUACUCGAAUGCUUACACGAACACCGGGAGCAAUUGUCUUCCUUCUGCCAUCGGAAACUGUUCGAACGCGACGAAUUGAUGGCUUUGGAGAACAGAGCGGACUACCCUCUCUACAAAGCAUGCGGUCAAAUGAUCAAUGUGUACUGCGCUCCUGUGAUGCAGAAGUUGCUCGACACAGAUGACCUGCAUCACCAAAUCAAACAGCAGCAUAUGGUCGUGGAAUGUCUGACUGAUGCAAUGCACCGAGUCCAGUCCAAGGGUACUUUUGAUCAGCCAUGUCGCGAGCACCUUGUGCAAAUAUUGGAGCUACGUGUUAAGGACUACCGAUUGGAUCCGGAGCUCCAGCAGGCUUGUCGAUCUGAUAUUGCACACUAUUGCCACAAAGAGGCCGAAGCCACACUCCGCGCUCCCUACGAACAAACCGGACCGGUGUUUCACUGUCUGCGCAGACACCUUAGUGAACGCCUUCAAGAAGACCAAAUGCUCACUCCCAAAUGCUAUGCUCGGGUUCGCUUGGUGGGCUCACUUGGUAUGAAAACGACCGUUGUAUCCAGAGCACGCUAUUCCAGCUCGAACCAUUUCGACAUGGUUCCCAGAGCUGCAGCUGCUUUUCAGCUGUGCUCGUCCGGGCUUCGUUCCACAUGGGCCAUCGUUUCGGACCCUAAUUAUAGUCAAAUUGUCUCACUGACCAGUUAG
This is a messenger RNA of Dicrocoelium dendriticum, 3234 nucleotides long. The record is from the annotation of a GenBank genome assembly. NCBI's taxonomy places the organism in Eukaryota, Metazoa, Platyhelminthes, Trematoda, Plagiorchiida, Dicrocoeliidae.